CAUGCACUGAGGGAGGAGGGGUAGAGGGAAAGAGAACAAACAUGAGAGCAAGAGAAUUGGCAGGAUCCUCCCUCCUACCUCUUCCUAGGCCCACACCCAGUGAGUUUUGCGCGUUAAGACGCCAAGAUCCCUUAGCCGCGCCCAGGCUGAGAUCCGUGGCUCCUGUGGAAAUGAGCAUGGCUGGGCACCGCGUGCUGCUUCUAGUGGGCUUCCUUCUCCCUAGGGUCCUGCUCUCAGAGGCUGCCAAAAUCCUGACAAUAUCUACACUGGGUGGAAGCCAUUACCUACUGUUGGACCGGGUGUCCCAGAUUCUUCUAGAGCAUGGUCAUAAUGUGACCAUGCUUCUUUUAAGUGGAAAGCAUUUAGCUUCAGAUACUAAAGACAAGGAAAAAUCAUACCAAGUUAUAAGGUGGUUUCCUCCUGAAGAUUAUCAAAAAACAGUUAAGGAGCGUUUCAAUAACUACAUAGAAAAAGCUUUGGAUGGCAGAGAAGAAACUGAAGGCCUUGUAAAGGUAAUGGAAAUAUUUGGGACUCAAUGUAGUUAUUUGCUAAGCAGAAAGGACAUAAUGGAUUCCUUAAAUAAUGAGAACGUUGAUCUGGUAUUUGUUGAAGGCUUUGAUUUCUGUUCUUUCCUGAUUGCUGAGAAGCUUGAGAAGCCAUUUGUGGCCAUUCUUCCCGCCUCAUUUGGCUCGCUGGAAUUUGGGCUACCAAGCCCUUUGUCUUAUGUGCCAGUAUUCUAUUCCUUGCUGACUGAUCGCAUGGACUUCUGGGGCCGAGUGAAGAAUGUUUUCAUGUUCUUUCGUUUCUCCACGAUGCAACGGUGCCUACACUCUACAUUUGACAACACCAUCAAGGAGCAUUUCACAGAAGGCUCUAGGCCGGUUUUGUCUCAUCUUCUGCGGAAAGCAGAGUUGUGGUUCGUUAACUCUGACUUUGCCUUUGAUUUUGCUCGGCCCCUGCUUCCCAACACUGUUUAUGUUGGGGGCUUGAUGGAAAAACCUAUUAAACCAGUUCCACAAGACUUGGAGAACUUCAUCGCCAACUUUGGGGAUGCUGGGUUUGUCCUUGUGGCCUUUGGCUCCACAUUGGACAUCUAUGAGUCUCAAGAAGUCCUCAAGAAUAUGCACAGUGCCUUUGCUCAACUCCCUCAAGGGGUGAUAUGGAAGUGUCAGAGUUCUCGUUGGCCUAAAGAUGUUCAUUUGGCCACAAAUGUGAAAAUCAUGGACUGGCUUCCCCAGAGUGAUCUCCUGGCUCACCCCAGCAUCCGUCUUUUUGUCACCCAUGGAGGGCAGAACAGCAUAAUGGAGGCCAUUCGGCAUGGUGUGCCCAUGGUGGGAUUACCAGUCAAUGGAGACCAGCAUGGAAACAUGGUCCGAGUAGUAGCCAAAAAUUAUGGUGUCGUUAUGCAGUUGAAUCAGGUCACAGCUGACACACUGGCACUUAAGAUGAAACAAGUCAUAGAAGACAAGAGGUACAAGUCAGCAGUGGUGGCAGGCAGUGUUAUCCUGCACUCUCAGCCCCUGAGCGCACAACAGCGGCUGGUGGGCUGGAUCGAUCACAUCCUCCAGACCAAAGGGGCGGCGCACCUCAAGCCCUAUGCCUUCCAGCAGCCUUGGCAUGAGCAGUACCUCAUCGACGUCUUUGUGUUUCUGCUGAUGCUCACUCUAGGCACUGUGUGGCUUUGUGGGAAGUUGCUGGAUGAUCUGCCUGCAAGUCUGCAAGCUGAGUGCCGCAUGUCUAUCCAUUUUGUGAAUUCUCAGGACACAAGAUCCAGAAGCAUGAAACAUGCAGAAGUACAUUAGAGUGUGUGUAUAUAACAUAAAGUUUUAUUGUUAUAAUUCUUAUGAAACCACAUGAAUUGAUCUAUGGCAAUACGCCCAUGAAGGGCAGACAUGGAGCCUUCUCUGUGUUUUGUUUUGAAUCAACAGCUACGAUUUCACUCCCCUCAUGAAUAACAUAAGGUUCUAUGGAUAAGGCUCCCUGGCCAGUAACUUCUUCUCUUCAACCCUAGCACAUAGUCUUUCCCCUAACACGUGGUCAUCGAGGUCAACUUUGUGCCAGUUGUAUAUAUUUGCAUCCCUGAAAUCUGAUCAUAAGCAGCCAGUCAGCCAGAAUGAUGCUUCCAGUCUUGUUCCCUCCAAGCACCCUCCACAGGGCUGCAAGUGUGGCCCUGACAACCUAGAAAUCUGGUGUUAUCCCUCACUGUUUAAAAUCCUUCUUUGUUCCCACUGUGUGGAAUAUGAGGAAUCUGUGAUGUGUUCCUGGCUACCUCUCUAGGCACGUCUGGAGCAAUUCUCCUCCCACUCUUUUCCAAGUGUUCACUACACCCCCUCAGAACACACUUUGCUGUUUUUAGCCUCUGGGCUUUGUCUAUGCCCUUCCCUCUCUCAGAAAUAUCAUGCUACUCUUGCCAGAAUAAGAAACUUCUGCUUAUUUGUCAAUAUCCAGUGUUAUUGUGUUCACAUUGGUAAGCCUGUGCCUGACCACUACACCCAUAAAGGAGCUGACUGCAUUCUCUUUUGAAGCAUUUUUCUUACUAUAUUUUAAUUAUGCAUUACAAUAUCUGUUUCCCUAUUUAGAAACCAUAAGGUCAUAAAGACAGUAACUGGUUCC
This is a messenger RNA of Callithrix jacchus (white-tufted-ear marmoset), 2613 nucleotides long. The record is from RefSeq and is a predicted model, not a curated record. Lineage: Eukaryota; Metazoa; Chordata; Mammalia; Primates; Cebidae.